Prunus armeniaca (apricot) is the source of this 1218-nucleotide messenger RNA. Lineage: Eukaryota; Viridiplantae; Streptophyta; Magnoliopsida; Rosales; Rosaceae. The record is from the annotation of a GenBank genome assembly.
AUGGCAAAUUACAGUAACGUUGGUGGUGAUAGUACAUCGAUUCUUAUAGACGAUGGCACUGCUGAAGAAUUGAGAAACACCAUAACAAAAAAUCUUCUUGGCGAUUCACCCUUGCCUGCUCACUGCUGCAUCUUCAGAGUUCCCGAGUUGAUUCGGAGACAAAAAACAGCGGCCUAUGAACCUGACAUAGUCUCAAUCGGGCCAUUCCACCGAGGCUGCGGCCAAAAAUUCCAACUCAUGGAAAAUGUAAAACGGUGGUAUUUACAGUGCCUUCUCUCAUCAUGCACGGAUAUAAGUUUGGAUAGUUUGAUCAAAGGCAUCAUGGAGUUGGGCAGAAGAGCCCGUGAUUGUUAUGCAGACCCAUUGGAGCAUCUCAGUCAAAAAGACUUCAAAAACCAGCUCCCUUGGUUUGUGCUGGAGCGUUUAUACAACCUAACCGCCAAUAACACUAACCAAAGAAGUGCCUCCCUCAUUAACCUUGUGCUCAACUUCUUCAGACAAGCUGUAACCGAUGAACGGAUUUUGGACCCCAACUUCCCAUUUGAGAUUUUCCACAUACUCGAUCUGAUAAGAACCGUGACCGUUGUUCCAUUCAAGGAUUUGGAAUCUCAGAAGAAGGAAGGGCAUGUGGAAGAACAAGAAGAGCAGAAAAACGAGCCAGAAUUGCCACAACGGAUCCCAAAUGCAACAACUCUUUCGGAGGCAGGUGUUCAGUUCAGAAGAAGCAAAAACACCCCAGACUGCAUAAUGAACAUAGAGUUCAACUUCAAAAAAGGGGUAUUCACAAUCCCACCGCUGGGAAUUGACGAGAAGACAGGGCCUCUGUUCAGGAACCUCAUCGCCUUCGAACAAUGCCACCACAGUCGCCUGCACAAGAUAACAUCGUACGCGGUUUUGAUGGACAACCUCAUCGACACGAGCAAUGAUGUAGACCUUCUUCGUGAGAAAAAAAUAUUGGCGAAUUGGUUGAGCCCUGAAGAUGCCGCCCAGUUCUUCAACGAGCUUUACAAUGACACAACUGUCAUUGGAUUUUACUACGGAAGUCUCUGCAAUGAUGUGAAUAAAUAUUACAACACUGACUGGAACAGGUGGAGGGAAAAACUGAAGCGUGACUAUUUUUCUACCCCAUGGGCCGUCAUUUCUUUCAUCGCCGCAUUUAUCCUGCUGGUCCUCACCCUAGUGCAGACCGCAUAUACAAUUCACCCUAUCAACGGUUAA